This is a messenger RNA of Thlaspi arvense, 1003 nucleotides long. Lineage: Eukaryota; Viridiplantae; Streptophyta; Magnoliopsida; Brassicales; Brassicaceae. The record is from the annotation of a GenBank genome assembly.
CCAAACAAUUUGUAGUCAUCGUCUCUCCCUCUACUUUCCAAACCCAUCAUGAGUAGUAAUAUUUAUAGUUAAGAUUCAGGUUAGAAGUUGGGCAAAAUCAAACCUCUUCUCCUCUUUCUUUUUCUUAGUCAACAAAGAAAACUUUCCAUUGAUCUUCUUCUUCUUCUUCUUCUUCUUCGAAUACUGGUUCAAAGUUAUUUAACCAGAUUCGAAAUUCAGUAUUUUGUUGGGUCAGUUUAAGAUGGGUGACAUUAUCGGUCAUAAAGAUAGGCAAAUAUGGUUACCCUCUCAAGAUCCCUUGUUUGAUCAUUCCAACAAACAACAGUUGCAGAAAUCCGUCAAGAACCACCACCACCAUCACCACCACCAUGGCAGCGGUGGAUUCCGACGACCCGGUGCACCUCCUCUCAGAGAAACUUUUCCUUUGGAUCAUAAUACAAGACAAAAGCAGCAAAACAAUUGGCAAAGGAGUAAAGGAGAGGAACCAAUGCAAGCAUUUUUCUUGGUUUCGCCGAGCCGUACAACUUCCGGCACCGGUGUUUUUCUCCCGGCCACCGCUUCUCAUCCGCCAACCAAAAAACCAGCUUGCUCGCCGGUGCUUCUCCCGGCGCGUGUUGUUCAAGCACUUAAUCUCAACGUUCACAACAACGGUAUUCAUAUUUCACCCCGUUCAGAAAUUCGAGAAAAUGAUUCGAAGAAGAAGAGCGAAAUUGUGGUGGAAACACCAAUGAAAACAGAAGCUGAAACUCCGAUUGAUUCGCCGGAGAAACUUCUCCCGGAGGAAUGGAUUUAUUGAUGACCCGACCGUGAUGAUUGACCAAUUUUACUUAUUAAUGUGGAGAAGUAGAAUCCAAAUAAAAGAAAAUGAAAGAUUCUAUGUCGGAUUCUUGUGUUGUGUAAUGCUUCGUUACCAUUGGAUUAGUAAUAAUAACCAAAUAAAAUCAACCCGUUUGUGACUGUUUAUAUUCAUAUUGUGAUUUCUAUAUAGUCAAUUUGCAAUUUG